GUGGUUGGCGAGGAUAAAAAUCAGGCAGCCGCACGUAUCAAUGAAGGCGUUUGCACAUCCACACUCGCCUAGCCUGGUUCCAUUCUCCGGCUCCAGGCAGCGGUCAUAGUCCGACAUGAGGUUGCUGCAGCCGGCGUGGAGCUCCUGGAUCCCCCGCUGUCUCCUGCUCGUCAUCUGCGCUCAUGUACCUGCGUCCACGGACGGGAACCUGCGGCCGUGCGUCGAUACGGAUUACUACUACCAAUAUACAGAAUGUGACAGUACUGGGUCAAGAUGGAGAGUCUCCAUACCAGUCAGUCCUGGUUCCUGUGGAGAUCUUCCACCACCAAGCAGAGGAACCGACUGCUCGUUUUCCUGUCCAGCUGGCAAGUACUUAGAGAUGUCCACGCAGCAGUGUACACCGUGUUCUGCCGGCUCAUACUCGCUGGGCAGCGGCCUCCGUUUUGACCAAUGGGAUGCCAUUCCUGCCAGCUUCACCACCAUCGCCACUUACCUGGACCCGAGGCCGUCUGGAGAUCGUGUUCAGGCCUGCAACAGCUCAUCGUGGACGCCCCAGGGAUUGUAUCUGGAAUCGAACCGCGAUGAGUGCACAGUGUCACUGGUCUACGCCGUCCAUCUGGAGAAACAGGGUUAUGUCUCCUUCACCUACCAGUAUCCAGACAACAACAUCUUCUUCGAGUUCUUUGUUCAGAAUGAGCAGUGCCAGGAGAUGGCUCAGACUGAUGAGCAGAGGUGGAUUAAGGGCACCAAUGAUGGGGAAUGGAACACUCACACGGUCAAUCUGAAGUCCGGGACGAACGUCAUGUACUGGACCACCACUGGUAUCCUGGUGGGUGGGAAGAAGGUCAAACCUGUGCUGCUGCGGAACAUUCAAGUUGAUGGUGUAGCCUACACAUCUGAGUGUUUUCCGUGCCGACCCGGGUGGUUCAGUCCCUCUCCCGGUGCUUCGUCCUGUCAGCCCUGUCCCACCGACACCUUCUCCACCAAAGGGGCCUCCUCCUGCACCGCUUGCCCUGAAAACCAGUACUCACAGGAGGGCUGGGCGGAGUGUAAGGUGAGACCGCCAUGCUCGGAGAACGACUACUUCCAGAUACAUUCAGCCUGUGACAGCGACGGGAAGACCCAGGUUUUGUAUCAGUGGAUGGAGCCAAAGAUCUGCCUUGAGAACGUCACCGGCGCGGUGCAGCUGCCUGCUUCAGGACAAAGGGAGGACUGCCCACCUUGUAACCCCGGAUACUUCAACAGCAAGGACUCCUCCUGCACGCCAUGUCCUCCUGGGUCACACUCAGACGGCACCUACGCUUGUACCCCAUGUCCCGCUGGCACUGAACCAGUGUUGGGUUAUGAGUACAAAUGGUGGAACGUGCUGCCACCACACAUGUCGACGUCCUGCUUCAACGUUGGAAACUCCAAGUGUGACAACAUGAAUGGAUGGGAAGUUGCCAGCGACCACAUCCGAAGCGGAGCAGGCGCUUCUGAUAACGACUAUCUUGUCCUCAGCCUGCAUGUUCCUGGUUUCAAGGUCCCGGCCUCGCUGUCAGGAAUGACUGGAAAUGAGUUUGGCCAGAUCACAUUUGUGUUUGAAACCAUCUGCUCUGCUGACUGCGAACUCUACUUCAUGAUGGAUCUGAACAGUAAAACUACGACAGUCGUGGAGGCCUGGGAAGGUUCCAAGGGGAGACAAUCUUUCGUACACAGUCUGACGGGAAACUCAUCGGUCACUUUCAAAUGGGCUUUUCAGAGGACUAACCACGCACUGGACGUGCGUCAGUUCGUCAGCGAUGUGGUGAAGCUGUACUCCAUCAGUGUCACAAACGUCCUGGAUGGCGUUGCCGCUUCCUGUCGCGCCUGUGCCCUUGUACCCCAGAAUUCCCAACGGGCUGGCUCCUCUUGCGUCCCGUGUCCUGCUGGAUUCUACAUCGACCAGUCCACUAACCGCUGCCUGGAGUGUCCUCCCAACACUCACCUGGCAGGGCGACACACCUACGGCCAGGACGCUUGUGUACCCUGUGGACCUGGAAGCAUUGGCAACAAGGAACAUUCCCGCUGCUACAGUGACUGCACAUUCUCGUACGCUGAGAACAACCGGACGUUGUCCUUUGAUCUCAGCGCUUUGAGUGAUGUAGCCUCACUCACCAUUGGACCCAGUUUCACCUCAAAAGGCACAAAAUAUCUUCAUCUUUUCAACAUCAGCCUGUGUGGCCAUGAGGGAAAGAGAGUGGCGGUCUGCACUGAUAACGUCACUGACAUUUCCAAUAAAGACAAGCAAAGUGAUGCUGCUCAUCUUCUCAACCACGUAGACAGCUUUAUCUGCCAAUCAACCAUCAUUCCUGCAUAUGGGCGGGGCUUCUCGUCCGUCUCUUCCCAAUCCAUCAGCGUUGCAGACGUUUUCCUCGGAGCAACAGUCGACUCAAUCCUAGACGGUAUUGAUGCAGAGCCGGGGUUAUUCCCGAAAGACAGAAAGGAUGUUGCUGACAUCAACUUCUUCUAUAGGUCAACUCAGGCAACAGCAUCCUGCGAACAGGGUCGCAGCACAGUCAUCACAGUUCGCUGUAACGCUAAGAAGUCUGAGCGAGGAGAGAUCUCUGUGCCCACCUCCUGUCCUGCAGGGACGUGUAACGGCUGCUUGUUCCACUUCCUGUGGGAAAGUUCCAGUGCCUGUCCACUCUGCACCGAAGACGACUACCACCAGAUAGAGGGAGCGUGCAAAGGUGGACUGCAGGAGACACUUUAUGUGUGGAAUGAGCCAAAGAUUUGCAUCCGUGGCGUCCCCCUGCCUCAUAGAAGCUCCGCCCACUGUGAGACCAUCGCUCUGUGGCUGAAACUAGGCAUCAGUGGUGGCACUUUAGUGGCUCUGUUUCUCGUGUCACUGACCUUCUAUUUCUGGAAGAAAAACAGGAGGUUGGAGUACAAAUAUUCUCGCCUGAUAUCUGCGAAUAAAGAGUGUGAGCUACCAGCUGCGGACAGCUGUGGUCUAGCAGAAGGAGAAGAAAUGGACGACGACGUUGUCUACACCCAGAAGCCGUCACUGCUCGGGAAGCUGAGAGCCAUCGCCAACAAGCAUGAAGACGGAGACAGCAGUGAGUCAGUACAGCUGAACAGCUCCCACUCCCAGUCUGAUGAGUGGGUCCUGGGAUAGAUGGAGUGCCGAGCUAAGAAGAUGAAGCUAUGGGGCAAAAGCUUCUACGAACUGCCCCCAUCCCUUCCUGAAGGGUUCACUCAGGCAGCCCCUGUUUUUUGUUUGGGAUUUGCCAGUGGGAAGCAAGAGAUGCUGGACAAUGACUUUGCUCACCACUAGACAACACAGACAAGGCCUUCUCUUGAAACCCAUGUAGGCAGGAAAUGGGGACAAUGCUUUUUAACGUCUUUUGUAAGUUUUCAAUUUUUUUUUUCUUUUAUGUUAUGGAUUUGUGCAUUUUGGUCUGUGUCACACACUUUUAUUAAAGUUGCAUUUGUCUUUAAAAUGAAUCUAGCUGAACUUGGUCAUUGGUUUUCAAGCAUCUUCUGGUAGCAACCUUGUCAUCCAAUCACCUUUUUAAAGAUCUUGUGCAAAAAAUGCUGUUUAAAUAGCCAUUCAUUUUUACAGUAACACCAAUCCAGGGUGGAAUCAUCUUUAUUUUUUUCAUGAGAUCCUUUUGUGGGCUGCUAGAACACUGUGAUCUUAACUAUCUUGAUUUCACUACCAUAACUGGAGGACAUUCUGUUAAUGGAGUGAUGUAUUCCAUGAUCA
This is a messenger RNA of Synchiropus splendidus (mandarinfish), 3730 nucleotides long. RefSeq names its product endosome/lysosome-associated apoptosis and autophagy regulator family member 2-like. Gene Ontology annotation, biological process: positive regulation of BMP signaling pathway. NCBI's taxonomy places the organism in Eukaryota, Metazoa, Chordata, Actinopteri, Syngnathiformes, Callionymidae. The transcript is spliced from 22 exons. Bases 116 to 3139 code for a protein of 1007 amino acids. The record is from RefSeq and is a predicted model, not a curated record.